UGGUUAACUGAUGUUUUAUUGGUUAAACUAUGUCGAUGGGCAGAAGAGAAGAGCUUACGCAUCGGUCAGACCUCAUUAAAAUUAGUAGCAGUUGACGAAUAUAACAAGCUCUAUAAUGAACUAAAGCAGAAAUAUGGUGUGAAAUUAGUUGAGGUGUGGCCAGAAAGGACUGACCCUCAGAAAUUUGUGUAUGAGGAUAUUGCUAUAGCUACAUAUUUAUUGUUAUUAUGGAGAUCUGACUGUGAUGAAUCUGGUGAAAUAAAGAAACAGUCAUUUGUGGAUCUGGGAUGUGGAAAUGGUCUGUUAGUCUAUAUUCUAACUGCAGAAGGGCAUAAAGGAGUAGGAUUAGAUUUAAGAAAAAGACAAAUAUGGGACUGGUAUGGCUCUGGUGUAAAUCUGAAAAUUGAAUCCAUCACUCCAUCAAGUGAUACUUUAUUCCCAGAAUAUGAUUGGUUGAUUGGUAACCAUAGUGAUGAAUUAACACCAUGGAUACCUGUCAUGGCUGCAAGAUCAUCUUAUAAGUGUAAAUAUUUUGUUCUACCUUGCUGCCAUUUUGAUUUUAAUUGUAAAUUCAACCAGAGAGACACUGGCACCAGUCAAUAUCAGACUUAUUUAAACUUUGUUCAACAAGUUGGUGAGGUCUGUGGAUUUAAUGUAGAGGAGGAUACUCUCAGAAUUCCUUCUACUAAACGGGUAUGUUUUGUUGGAAGAUCCAGAAAUUACAAAGAGAGCGAGGAAAGUGUGGUAGAUACAAAAAGAAUGGAAUAUAUCAACAAUAGAUGUAUCAUAGCAACAGACAAAAACUCUAUAGAAGGCAGUACUGGAAUAGAUUCAAAUGCCCAGUCUCCAACAGAAAGUGACAGUAAGAAAAUAAGGCUGGAUGAACAGUCAUGUGAAAAUGGUGCAACACCUUGGGCUCAAUCGUUCCAGCCUCGUUCAGCUAAAGAAAUACCAAGGAACUGCCAGAGUGUGCCUAGUGAUAUUAAAACUAUGAUAGUGAAAACAGUAUUUCAAUGUUUAAUAGAGUCUACAGAUAGUAUGGUUAUCCAGACUGAACAUGGUACAAGUUGGAAUAAAGGAGGGACAUUACCCUUAAGUAAUGUAGCUGAAUUAUUUACAAGUGAAACACUACAGAAGUUAAAAUGUGAAUGUGGUGGUCUACAGACUUUAUUACGUAAUCAUAAUCAUAUAUUCCAAGUAACUGGAGGAAUAGUAAGGUUAAGAGAUCUCUCAUCAGAUGAUCUGUUCGGAAAGAAAAAUUCAAAAAAGAAGAAAGUAUCUAAGACAAAUUCAGAAGAUUUUAUUAAAACUACUCUGUGUUGGUUUAAUGAACAUCACCCUGAUGGGUGUCCACAGUUAGCAGUGAACUGUAAAUAUGCUCAUGGUGCCCAAGAACUGAGACAAAAGCCACUCCAAUCAAAAUCCUGA
Lottia gigantea (owl limpet) is the source of this 1428-nucleotide messenger RNA. RefSeq lists its product as hypothetical. The transcript has 8 exons. Gene Ontology annotation, molecular function: tRNA (uridine) methyltransferase activity. NCBI's taxonomy places the organism in Eukaryota, Metazoa, Mollusca, Gastropoda, Lottiidae. The annotation marks the transcript as partial. Gene Ontology annotation, biological process: tRNA methylation. The record is from RefSeq and is a predicted model, not a curated record.